This is a messenger RNA of Lolium rigidum, 1575 nucleotides long. Its product is annotated as cytochrome P450 704C1-like. The record is from RefSeq and is a predicted model, not a curated record. Gene Ontology annotation, molecular function: monooxygenase activity; iron ion binding; oxidoreductase activity, acting on paired donors, with incorporation or reduction of molecular oxygen. NCBI's taxonomy places the organism in Eukaryota, Viridiplantae, Streptophyta, Magnoliopsida, Poales, Poaceae. Bases 1 to 1575 code for a protein of 524 amino acids. The transcript has 6 exons.
AUGGCUCCUCAGCUCUCCUCCCUCGCUGCUUCUGCAGGGAUGUUCUUAGUUUUGGUUUUCACCAUAGCUCUGCUAGCGGUCACCCUCUACAUCGUCUGCAUUUUCACGUCCUUCGCCGUCUUCUGCAUCAGAGAGUUCGCCCAAAGAGCCCAGGACAGGCCACCACUCAUUGGGACCGUGUUCCGCCAGCUCAACAAUUUUGAUAGGAUCUUCGACGAGCAUGUGAAGUAUGCACUCCUGCACCCCACCAUCAGGCUGGUCUAUCCUGGGCACAGUGAGAUUUUAACCGCUGACCCAGUCGUCAUUGAGCAUGUCCUCAAGACAAACUUCAGUAACUACAGCAAGGGGGCCUUCAACAUUCAAAUCGUGAAGGAUCUCUUUGGGAAUGGAAUUUUUGCAACAGAUGGGGAGAAGUGGCGACACCAGAGGAAGCUAGCAAGCCACGAGUUCUCAACCAAAGUGCUACGUGAUUUCAGCAGUGAUGUUUUCAGACUGAAUGCUACAAAACUGUUAGAAAAGAUCUCAUCUGCAGCUGCUAACAGAACAAGCAUAAACAUGCAGGACCUUUUGAUGAGAACAACUAUGGAUUCAAUCUUUGAAGUGGGAUUCGGGUUUGAGCUUAACGCACUAUCUGGAUCAGAUGAAUCUAGCAUUGAAUUCAGCAAGGCCUUUGAUGAGGCAAAUUCUCUUGUUUACUAUCGGUAUGUUGAUAUGUUCUGGAAACUAAAAAGGCAUCUUAAUAUCGGGUCAGAAGCAAAACUCAAGAAGAGCAUAAAGAUAAUUGACAACUUUGUGAUACAGUUGAUCCAUCAAAAGAAAGAGAAAAUGAAGAAUGGAAGUGAUCAUAGAAUCAAAGGGGACAUACUAUCAAGAUUCAUACUGGAAAGCGAGAAGGACCCUGAGACGAUGAAUGAUCGUUACCUGCGUGACAUAGUCCUCAGUUUCCUGAUUGCUGGGAAAGAUACCACAGGAAAUACCCUUUCAUGGUUCUUCUACAUGCUCUGUAAGAACCCAGUAGUGCAGGACAAGAUUAAAUUUGAAAUCAGAGAAUCUGUUGACUGCAUACAAGAGGAUAACAUGGAAAUGUUCACUGCAAGAUUGAAACAAGGUGCUAUUGACAAAAUGCACUACCUCCAUGCUGCGAUUACUGAGACUCUCCGGCUGUAUCCUGGAGUUCCAGUGGAUGGUAAGAUGGCAGAUGAAGAUGAUGUACUACCUAACGGAUAUAGAGUGAUAAAAGGAGAUGGAAUGAACUACAUGAUUUAUGCCAUGGGGAGGAUGAAAUACCUUUGGGGUGAGGAUGCAGAAGAAUUCAGGCCAGAAAGAUGGCUAGCGAAUGGGGUCUUCCAGCAAGAGAGCCCUUACAAGUUCGUAGCUUUCAAUGCGGGGCCUCGUAUCUGCCUGGGGAAAGAAUUUGCAUACAGACAGAUGAAAGUCGUGGCUGCUACCCUGCUAAAUUUCUUCAGGUUCAAACUGGAAGAUGAAUCCAAGGGUCCAAUAUACAAGCCAAUGUUUACCCUCCACAUGGACAAAGGCCUUCAUCUAUUUGUGUACCCAAGUAAAAUUCCAGCUUAA